Messenger RNA from Phacochoerus africanus (Common warthog), 1540 nucleotides. RefSeq names its product proteasome 26S subunit, non-ATPase 7 (gene PSMD7). The coding region runs from base 50 to 1024 and encodes 324 amino acids. The transcript has 7 exons. NCBI's taxonomy places the organism in Eukaryota, Metazoa, Chordata, Mammalia, Artiodactyla, Suidae. Gene Ontology annotation, biological process: proteasome-mediated ubiquitin-dependent protein catabolic process. The record is from RefSeq and is a predicted model, not a curated record. Gene Ontology annotation, molecular function: metallopeptidase activity; protein binding. Gene Ontology annotation, cellular component: proteasome complex; proteasome regulatory particle.
GCGUUUGCGGGUAGCGGGGAGCAGGGCCUGGCGGGCGGGGUGUGUCGCGAUGCCGGAGCUGGCUGUGCAGAAGGUGGUGGUCCACCCCCUGGUGCUGCUCAGUGUGGUGGAUCAUUUCAAUCGAAUAGGCAAGGUUGGAAACCAGAAGCGUGUUGUUGGUGUGCUUUUGGGGUCAUGGCAAAAGAAAGUACUUGAUGUAUCCAACAGUUUUGCAGUCCCUUUUGAUGAAGAUGACAAAGAUGAUUCUGUCUGGUUUCUAGACCAUGAUUAUUUGGAAAACAUGUAUGGCAUGUUUAAGAAGGUCAAUGCCAGAGAAAGAAUAGUCGGGUGGUACCACACAGGCCCUAAACUGCACAAGAAUGACAUCGCCAUCAACGAGCUCAUGAAGAGAUACUGCCCUAACUCGGUAUUAGUCAUCAUUGACGUGAAGCCGAAAGACCUGGGCCUGCCUACGGAAGCAUAUAUUUCGGUGGAAGAAGUUCAUGACGAUGGAACUCCAACCUCGAAAACAUUUGAGCAUGUGACGAGUGAAAUUGGAGCAGAGGAAGCUGAGGAAGUUGGAGUGGAACACUUGUUACGAGACAUCAAAGACACGACAGUGGGCACGCUUUCCCAGCGGAUCACAGACCAGGUCCACGCUUUGAAGGGACUCAACUCCAAGCUCCUGGAUAUCAGGAGCUACCUGGAGAAAGUGGCCACCGGCAAGCUGCCCAUCAACCACCAGAUCAUCUACCAGCUGCAGGACGUCUUCAACCUGCUGCCAGAUGUCAGCCUGCAGGAGUUUGUCAAGGCCUUUUACCUGAAGACCAACGACCAGAUGGUGGUGGUGUAUUUGGCCUCACUGAUCCGCUCCGUCGUCGCCUUGCACAACCUCAUCAACAACAAGAUUGCCAACCGGGACGCAGAGAAGAAAGAGGGGCAGGAAAAAGAAGACAGCAAAAAGGAUAGAAAAGAUGACAAGGAGAAGGAGAAAGACAAGGAAAAGAGUGAUGUAAAGAAAGAAGAGAAAAAGGAGAAAAAAUAAAACAUGUAGCUUUUUAAUUUGUAAAUUAAAAUCUUACAAACUAACUCAGUGUGCCACCAGAGGGUUCUUUUCACUUUAAGCGCUUGUUCCAAAGCUGUGUUGAUGAGCGCUCUCUGGAUAGAGGGACUGAUCGCACACCUAAGCUGCAGCCCCGGCUGCUGUGAUUGGGGAUGUGACAGCUCAGGCUGCAGCCUAUGUGAGAAAGAGUGAAGAGAAGUACACCUAACACUGCUGGUACUCUUCAUGCUUUUAUCUAUAAAACCAGGAGUUGACUCUCCCCAGUCAAAAAAGACUCUCGGGGUCUGUUUCUGGCAGUCUGCAAAACUGCAAAAUGGAAUGCAUGAAUUCCAUAAGUACUCUGCCUCGGAAAACCUUGAGUUCUGACCCCCUGAACUCUGUUGCGAAUACCACCCCACAGGACUUCUCGGACCCGUAGCUCUGGCAUUCUCGGGGCUUGGGAUCCAGCUCAAUAUAUUGUUUACCUUCAAAGACACAAUUAAAUGGCUUGGUUUUUAA